Molecule: messenger RNA, 1263 nt
Organism: Aspergillus campestris IBT 28561
Lineage: Eukaryota; Fungi; Ascomycota; Eurotiomycetes; Eurotiales; Aspergillaceae
Product: glycerol-3-phosphate dehydrogenase family protein
Exons: 3
Coding region: 1-1263 (420 amino acids)
Biological process (GO): carbohydrate metabolic process; glycerol-3-phosphate catabolic process
Cellular component (GO): cytosol; glycerol-3-phosphate dehydrogenase (FAD) complex; nucleus
Molecular function (GO): glycerol-3-phosphate dehydrogenase [NAD(P)+] activity; NAD binding
Source: RefSeq, a predicted model, not a curated record
AUGGCUUCUCUCUCUCCCUACCAGCGCAAGCACAAGGUGACCGUGGUGGGCUCCGGCAACUGGGGCACCGCUAUCGCCAAGAUCGUCGCCGAGUGUGCGGCCAGCAAUGAUUCCGUCUUCGAGAAGGAUGUGCAGAUGUGGGUGCACGAGGAGAAGGUCGAGAUCCCCAAGAACUCUCCCCACUACAACCCCUCGUCGCCUCUCUGCCAGGGUCCCCAGAACUUGACCGACAUCAUCAACCAAACCCAUGAGAACGUCAAGUACCUGUCGGGUGUCGCCCUCCCCUCCAACCUGCACGCCAACCCCUCCGUGGUGGAUGCCGUCAAGGACAGCACCAUCCUGGUCUUCAACCUGCCCCAUCAGUUCAUCAUCCGCACCUGUGAACAGAUCAAGGGCAAGAUCCUGCCCUAUGCCCGUGGUAUCUCCUGCAUCAAGGGUGUCGAUGUGAGGGAGUCGGGCAUCAGCCUCUUCUCCGAGACCAUUGGCAACAUCCUGGGCAUCUACUGCGGUGCCCUCUCCGGUGCCAACAUCGCCAACGAGGUGGCGCGGGAGAAGUGGUCCGAGUCCAGCAUUGCCUAUGAUCCUCCCCACCUGGACUCCACAGCCCCCUCCAAGGGCCCCUCCCCGACCGGCACUCCCUCCGCCUCGACCACCAACCUGGCCGAGUUUGAGCACCGCGAUGUCUCGGGCCAGAUGUCCAAGACCAAGCUGCAGGCUCUUCCCUCCGACUACCCCCCCAUUGAUCACAACACCCUCAAGCUCCUCUUCCACCGUCCCUACUUCCACAUCCGCGUGGUGCACGACGUGGCCGGCGUCUCUCUGGGCGGUGCCCUGAAGAACGUCGUCGCGCUCGCCGCCGGCUGGGUCGAGGGCAUGGGCUGGGGCGACAACGCCAAGGCUGCCAUCAUGCGGGUCGGUCUGCUGGAGAUGGUCAAGUUCGGUGAGAUGUUCUUCGGCAACACGAUCAACACCCGGACCUUCACCGAGGAGAGUGCCGGCGUGGCCGACAUGAUCACCAGCUGCGCCGCGGGCCGCAACUUCCGCUGCGCCAAGCUUAGCAUUGAGCGCAAGCAGCCCAUCUCCAAGGUCGAGGAGACCGAGCUCAACGGCCAGAGCUUGCAGGGCACUCUGACUGCCAUCGAAGUCAACAGCUUCCUGAAGAGACAGGGCUCCGAGGAGGAGUUCCCUCUGCUCACUGCGGUUUACCGCGUCCUUGAAGGCUCUAUGGCAGUCGAGGACAUUCCUUCUUACAUUGAGCGGUAA